AUGGAGAGGCUGACCCUGACGAGGACAACUGAGGAUCCUCUCCUUACAGCUAUACCCCUGGGUAGGAACACUGUCAGUGAUUACAAGGUGUUCAGGAGGCCCUUCUGUCAUCUGUCUACCUACAGCCUGAUUUGGGGCAUGGCAGCAGUGGUGCUGUGCGCAGCACAAGUGGAAGUGGUGACCGAGGAUCUAAGAGAGAGGCUGAACACACCUGCUUCCAUAAGAUGCUCUUUGAAAAGUUUCCAGGAUGUCUUGGUUGUGACAUGGCAGAAAAAGAAGGCUACAAGCCCAGAAAACAUGGCCACCUUCAGUGAGCUCCAUGGUGUUGUAGUCCAGCCUGCCUAUAAGAACAGGAUGAACAUCACUGAGCUGGGACUCCAAAACUCAACUAUCACCUUCUGGAAUACCACCCUGGAGGAUGAAGGGUGUUACAUGUGUCUCUUCAAUAUCUUUGGUUAUGGGAAGAUCUCAGGAACAGCCUGCCUCACCCUCUAUGUGCAGCCCACAGUAUUCCUUCACUACAAAUACUCUGAAGACCACCUAAAUAUCACUUGCUCUGCCACUGCCCGCCCAGCCCCUCUGGUCUCCUGGAAGGUCCGUGGAUCAGGGAUUGAAAAUAGUACUGAGAUUCUCUCUAACCCAAAUGGGACCACAUCUGUUACCAGCAUCCUCCAGGUCAAAGACCCCAAGAGACAGGUGGGGAAGGAGGUGGUCUGCCAGGUGCUGCAUCUGGGGACUGUGACCUACUUCAGACAAAGUGUGAGCAAAGGCUAUUGGUUUUCAGUUCCGCUAUUGCUAAGCAUCGUCUCCCUGGUAAUUCUUCUGGUCUUAAUCUCAAUCUUAUUAUACUGGAAACGUCACCGGAAUCAGGACCGAGUAUCUUCACAUAAUAGCCGCUCCGAGAACACCUGUGCACACAUGAAUGGAGAACAGGAAGUUCGAGAAUGCCCUUUCAAUGGCCUCGUCAGCAUCCUUCACCUUAGUUCACCCACGAGGCAGAGAGGACCUUUCUGGACAUCCCCAGAUUGA
Messenger RNA from Propithecus coquereli (Coquerel's sifaka), 1029 nucleotides. RefSeq names its product CD200 molecule (gene CD200). Bases 1 to 1029 code for a protein of 342 amino acids. The transcript has 7 exons. Gene Ontology annotation, biological process: negative regulation of macrophage activation; regulation of immune response. Gene Ontology annotation, molecular function: cell-cell adhesion mediator activity. The record is from RefSeq and is a predicted model, not a curated record. NCBI's taxonomy places the organism in Eukaryota, Metazoa, Chordata, Mammalia, Primates, Indriidae.